AUGAAGCAGCCCAUGUUCUCCUCGUUGUCGUCAGACCAGCACAAACUCUACCUUCAGUUGUUUCAAAGAUUCACUUCAGGUCCACCCACUAGUUCACAGGACCACAAACAACUUGCAACUUUCAAGGAGUUACAUGCAAUGGUCUUGCGAGAGCAGACUGAGUACUUAAAGUAUCUGAAGCAGUUGGCUCUCCUCAAUGAAGCGGAUUACAUGUUCAUCCAUCCUUCUCUACAUUUUUUUUUCUGCGUGUACAACAAAAUGAGGUUACGUGCUGUUUCAAAUUACCCGCCAUACUACAUCAUGCAUGAUGUUCUGAUGUUAGCAAACAACAACUUGACGAACAACUGCCAGUUCAAUCGUCCAACGACAAUAUUUGAAACUGGGCGGGUUUCCAGUUAUGAAGAAAAGCAACUGGACAGAACAAUUGGUUGGAUUAAAAUGAUGAAGAAAAAGAGGAAGUUCAUGAGGAGGACCAUUCAUGAGAUGCAAAAAACUCGGCCAUGUGCCAAACGCACUGCUUGUGUCAGAUGUUCUUCUUGCUGGUCUAUGAGGGUUUCACAAAUUUUGUGUCUUACUUAUUUCUUUGGUUCCAAAUGCAUUUAUGUUAAAACUCUUGGAGUAUUAAUGUUCCUUCUGCAUAUGAUUGCAUUGAUGCAUGUUGAAGUUAUAUGUUGGCAGAAUAAAAUACCUGACGAAAGCAUAUGUGAGAUGAGUGUGGAUGUCGAUGUUUUCAUGUCGUACCCUGCUUUGGAAUGUUUGUUCGACAACCAUCAUCCAACUCUGAGCAAACAAUGGGACCUGCCUAAUAAAAAUAAUCAAAUGUACGAUCCACCCAUCCUCAUUGCCAAUGGCAAGUGCAUGGGUGUAAGUUAUAUUUAA
Molecule: messenger RNA, 879 nt
Organism: Helobdella robusta
Lineage: Eukaryota; Metazoa; Annelida; Clitellata; Rhynchobdellida; Glossiphoniidae
Exons: 6
Coding region: 1-879 (292 amino acids)
Biological process (GO): snRNA transcription by RNA polymerase II; positive regulation of transcription by RNA polymerase III; snRNA transcription by RNA polymerase III
Source: RefSeq, a predicted model, not a curated record